UUUUGUUUGUUUGAUGGUUUGUUUGGUUUUUUGUUUUGUUUUGUUGUUGUUGCUGUUGUUUCGAGACAGCAUUUCUCUGCGUAGCCUUGGCUAUCCUGGACUCAACCUGUAGUCCAGGCUGGCCUCAAACUCACAGAGAUCUGCCUGCUUCUGCCUCCUAGAGUGCUGUGAUUAAAGGCAUGCGCCACCAUGGAGAAAUGAUCUUAAACAUAAAAGUUUGUCUGCAGAAUAUGACUUAGAAUGGCAAGAAAGGUCACCAUCAACUUCGGAAAUGAGGUGGAAUUGGGAGCCUUCCAGUGUACCAUGCUAACCUUUGCCCUCUUUUGUAGUUUAAUAUGCAUUGAUCAGUUUGUACAGCUAGGGAACAGGAGUUAUUUUUUCUUAAGGGCUGAUAUUAUUAGCUUCACCUAACUGCAUCUUUUUGUUUGAACUCUUCUUGCCCUGAAUUGAGCUGUAGGAAGAGCAGAGAUGAAAGAUGGGAUUGUGUAGUUGUGGUGUUGGCCUUAGCACUGUUGGGCAGGGGCUAGGGAGAUUCAGCAACUGACCCAAAAAAGGAGGCGUUGAAUCCUGGGUGGAGAAAAGCUGUUCCCACUCUAUGUUUGGUGCCAGCAAGGCUUUAUAAUGUGAACAUUAUUUGGUUCCUUUUCUGUUUUCUAAGUUUCCUCGUGUAUUGCCAGCCUGUAAGUUAUAGUGACGGUAGCCAUUGUUUCUUUCCAGGCUUAGAAAGACGCAGGUAAGUGCUGUACCCCUGACUACACCCCAACCCUUGGUCUUCCAUUAGUCUUUUCAGUCAACAGAAUUUGAUCUAUAAUUCUGUCAAGCCUUCAGCCCUUUAACAGUUUGUUUUUUGUUUUGUUUUUCACUUUUACCUAAAUCCUCCAUUUAAUAAACAUCAGUGGAAGAAAAUGGAGAAAUACAAUUCAACAAUUAAUCAGAAAGUUAACUAAUUGUUGAUUUAUCACAUUGUUAAUUUUUAAAAUUAUUUUUUGGAUAUGGGUGUUUUACCUGUAUGUAUGCCUUUGCACUGCACACAUGCCUGCUGCCCACAGGCCAGAGUAGAGUCCAGUCCCCUGGGAUUGGAGUUACAGAUGGUUCUGAGCCACUAUACGGGUGCUGGGGAUCGAACCGGAGUACUCGGAAGAGCAGCCGGUGCUCUAACCACUAAGCCAUUGCUCCAGCCCUAGAUUAAUCAUAUUAUAUGGGAAAACAAACAACCCCCCCCAACACACACCCAAAUCCAGGUCUUGUGAGAAACUAACAGAAGGAACUGGAUAAACACAGAGAAGAGUAACAGGCCAUUAGAGAAAGAAUCGUGUGUUAAACGCUAAGAUUUAGCUGGAGUACCCAAGUGUGUGCUGUCUAAGAAUUGGCUGCAACAAGCCAACCAGCUUAAUCACUCUAAGCCCCUUCAUGUUUCUGUGGCCAUGUGACUUUUAAAAGCUUAGCUGGGAUUACACCAUCUGUUGUACAGUUCACGUCUUCUGUCCACAGAGAAGCCCUAGGAAUCACAAGGUAAGUACAAGUUAUGUCUUAUUUCCAAUUUGCUCUUAAAUGACACAUUUGAAAACACUUCCUCCAGCUGCUACAUCACUGGCUUUACCUUGUGGGUUAGAGUUAGCCUUGGACCACGUGACUGUCCACACAGGCGAUCCUGAUGGACCGCGCCUAGCUGCUGCUGAAGAUUUUGUUUCCAAAGCAGAUCCAUUCGACUUUGGAAUCAGCUUGUUUUCUCAUAAUCGCUGAAGCAAAAUUUGAGGUGUUUGAGGGAGGUGGCAUCAGACUUGUAUAACUGCACAUGAGCAGAAGCUGUCGACUCUAGUAACUCAUGCAAGGACCGGCAAACCAGGAUUUGAGCGCUGGCCUCUGGGAGAUGGCUUAUUUUCCGUUUUCCACCUACUGUAAUGUAGGUGCCAAGGACAGAAAAGGAGUGGACAGGAUUCCUGCCUUCCUGGUAUUGGGAGAAGUAAAAACUUGACGAAGGCUUUCAGUGUCUAGACUUCUUGCUCCAUCCUGACUAGCUGAUCCCACAGCCCUGCUGUCAGAGCUCUUCCCUGUUGCUGUGAUGGUGUACAAGAGCAAGUACUUUCAGCCGUUUAUUUCAUGCCCAGACAGUUCAUACAGAGUGCCUGUGGGUGCCAAGAAAUACCCCGUAACCCCACAGAGAACACGGAUUAAAAGGAAGAUGGCCAUUAAAACAACAAUCAAAAAAUGUUUUGAGUACUUGAAAGGUUCUGUGAGGUCAUGAAGUAGGAAUUGUCUUCAGACACACAACAUUUAGUGAGAUAAUAUAAACAGGGUCAUGUAGUAAGAGUAAGUCACUACGUCUGCAUGCAUGUCCUGCUUUACCGAGUAUGCUAUGGGUCAGAGGAAAAGGGCAGGGGUCAGUUGGCAGAAUGCUUGCCUAGCCUUCAUGAGGCCCUGGCUUCAGUCCCCAGCACAAAAUAAAACCAGAUUCCCACACUUAGGGAGUGAAGGCAGGAGGCUCAGAAAUUGAAGGCCUUCCCAGGUGGUUUAGAAAUUCAAGGACAGUCUGGAGGAUGUGAAAGUGCCUCAAAAAUGAUUAAGGUUACUGAAAGCUGCUUUUGGAGAAAGCUGCUGUGAGCAGGUGAUGUUUCCACUGUGGGGAAAAUAAAAGCUUUUAAAUGGUUGUUGAGAAGCAACAAAAACACAGGUGAUAUCAGGAGUGGGUGUGCAGGGGUGCUGUGGGGCUCCAGGGACCCCUGCAAAUGAAGGCCAGCCUGGCUGGAAUUAGGUCUAGCUGUUACAAGCCUCCACAAGUGGAAUUUUUAUUUGGAAAGCACCUGAGAACUAUAGAAAGAGGAUGGUGGCUUAAUUUUCCAGUUUGAAGUGAUCGUUCUUACUUCUGUGUGUGGAACAAAAAUACAAUAACAGCACAUGAGAAGAUAAACAGAGGUGAGUUGUCCUAGUGAGGUACCACCAGGUUGUUAGGCAUGGACAUGGUAACAAAGGCGGAUUCUGAAGAAACUUGGUGGAAGAUUUAACAUGGGAGGCAGUAAAAGAAAAUGAGUGAGUCAGCACCCUGGCUCAGGUCAUCAUACCAUGAGACAAAGACUAUGGGGAGGAAGGUUUGAGGGAAGAAGGUGAAGUUUGCUUUGUGGGUGUUGAGUUAGAGGCACUCUGAACUUGGAGGUUCCUGUGGGCAGGUUUUAUGAGUUUGCUCUCAGAAGAGACACGGGGUUGUUGGCAGAUACCUGAAGCUCUAAGGAUGAAGUCAGAGGACAGUGGGGAGUGCCAUUCAUUUCCAGGCCCCCACCUAGGUCAGUCACUGCCUCACACCCACUCCAGGCUCCAGCCCCAUACUCAGGUGCUGCCCAGUGGGAAUGGAGAAACGUUGGAUUGUAGUUUGUUGGGGCAUUGAAGCAUGCACAGCCUUGCUUUCCUUACGUACCCCUGCCCAUCCAGGCCACUGGGGCUUUUCUGCCACCUCCAGUCUUCCCCUUGAGUCUUGCUGCAGACUGCACACACCAUUUAUCCACCGUGACCCCUCCCCCCACCCUGCAGGGUCUGCAUCUGCUUUCUGCCUCAAGCUGUUCCUUCUCUGGGCACCUGCUCUUUGAUCCCUUUUCUGCUCAAAAUCUAUUUUCCUACCUUUUGAUGCCCAAGUCAAGCCCCACUGUUUCCUCAAGUUUGCCCAAGCCCUCCAAGGACUAGAUUACCCCUUGCAGAGGCACCCCCUCGUGCAUUUUAAAGUGUUCCAACUUGCUCUGACUUCUACUCUGGCCCUGGCUGUUCUUCAGAAAGAGAUCCUCAGAAUCUUCAAACUAGAAGCCAGCUCACGGCUGGGCAGAAAACAGUUACUAGGGGUGCAGAUUUCAAGUGGAAGAUGAGGAUAGGCAUUGCUGUGUCUAUCUUAAGUGGACAAGAUUUUACAGUUGAGCCUCAAGAGAAGCUGGGCUCUUCCUUCUCUCUAAUUCAAUAUUCAUGGGCAGCUAAGACUGGAAGAUAAAUCGGAGGAUGGUAAAAUCUGCUGAACAUUCCUGAGCCUCCUGUAACAUCCCUAGACCUCACUUGUGUCCAGUAAAAAUGAUCCAGUAACACAAAUUUGGGGGUUACCCCAAGACCUGCCUGAUCUUGCCCAUAGAGGGCCAUAAAGAGCCACCCAGGGAUAUGCAGGAACGUGGGUUCUGGCAGGAAGAGAUGAGCCCUAAAGGCAGGAAGACACUGAUGAGAGUAGACAGAUGGGGGAGGAGAUGAGGGCAUUAAAGGGCUUUGGCCACCUGCCAUCACUUGACCUGUCUGCUCCCAGAUCACCCACCCUACCUCCCCAUGAGCCUGUCCUGUUGGGAACAGGAUGACCGCACAGUGACCCCAAGCAGCAGGGCUCUGUGUCAUCCUGUCAGAGGUGACGGAUUGUGUGGAGCCAGAGGCAUACUCCGGUCUAAGCUCCUAUUGUUUGCAAACUGCCAGACCAUGGUCUGGAGUUUAGUUUGCGCUAUAUAUAGGUAUUGUGUAUAGGUAGUAAACUUGUGUUACUAAAUCAAGCGCAGAUACUAUACAGUGCUACCAAAGAUAAGUGAUAUGAAGAUUUAAUUCCAGAAUUUUAGCCUUGGUAGAUACUAUAGACCAGUACUGAUUGACUUUCUUUUUCUUUCCUUGUUUGUUUGUUUUUGUUUUUAGACAGGGUUUCCCUGUGUAGCCUUGGCUGUCCUGGACUCUGUAGACCAGGCUGGCCUCGAACUCACAGAGAUCUACCUGCCCCUGCCUCCCUGAGUGCUGGGAGUAUAGGUGUGUGCCACUGUGCCUUGCUCUGACUGACUUUACCAAUAGCGCAUGAGAGUUACAAAUGUUCACAUCUUCAACAGCAUGUUAUGCCUGGCUUUUUAAUUUGAGCCAUUGAUGAUUGGGUGUGUGUUAGUCACUGUUUUAUUUUAUAUACCCAAUGACUAAAGAGGCCAUUUGGAUAUCCCUCUAAUGAAAAUAAAACUUCUUCUUGUUAUUGUUUGUUCAUUUUAUGUGUUGAACAUGAGUCCUUUGUCAGGAGAUACGUUGCAAAUCUCUCCCAUUCUGGUUGUCUUUAAACUCUGAUGACUAGGAUUUCUAACUUGAAUUCAGUUUCACAAUAUUUUCUUCAAUCCAGUCUUUUCCUUUGUGUAUAAUACUGUAAUACUGGAGAUUAACCAAGCACUCUGCCACUGAGCCCUGAGCUCUGUGUCCCCAGCCCUCUUCUUACCCUUAUGUUAAGAAGGUCACUAAAUUUCUCAGGCUACACUUAAACUCACUCUAUAGCCCAGGCAGGCAUUGAACUUGUGAUCCUCCUGCCUCAGUCUUCUGAGUAGCUGGGAUUACAGAUCUAUGUCAAGACUGGCUCUGCAUCAUUAGCCACACAUAGGUAAGUAACACACUCAAAAAAAAAAAAAAAAAAAAAGUCUGUGGGCUGGAGAGAUGGCUAAGCAGUUAAGAGCACUGGCUGCUCUUCCAGAGGUCCUGGGUUUGAUUCCCAGCACCGCAUGGUGGCUGGGAUCUGAUGCCCUCUUCUGUCCUGCAGGUGUCCAUGCAGAUAGAGCUCUCAUAUAAGUAAGUAAAUAUAUCUUUUUUAAAGUUUGUUAUUCCAGCAUGAUGGCAUAGACUCCCUAAGCUUUGCUGUUUCGUUUCUGCCACUCACAUCUAGCGCUGUGGGAUGGGACUUAGUGUGUGCUGUGGAGUUGAGGUCAGUUUUUGGUAGUUCUGAGGUUCAUGUGUAUAAACUAGUGUGCUACCACUGCGCUCUACCAAGAUUGUUUCUUUUCCCCCCAAGAUGGAUAUUGGAUUGAUCUAGGACACUUCUUGAAAAGUCUUUACUGUUCUGCAGAGCAAAAUUUGUCCCUAAUCAAGGUCUGUAUUGUGUGCUCUGUCUCUGGACUAUUUUCAUUCCUCUGGUCCCUUUGAAGAACUUUGUGUCUCUCCCACACUUUUUUCCUGUUUAUUAGUUGGUUGUUAUGGGGGUUUUAGCAUUUGCUUUAGUUCUUGAGGAAGGGCCUCACUAAAUAGCCCGACUGGCUUGGGCCUCCCUAUGUAGACCAGACUGGCCUUGGACUUGGAAAUUCUCCUUCCCCUGCCUCCCAGCGCUGUCUUGUCUGUCUGCCUGUCUCUCUCCCUUCUCCAAUUUGUUUCUUUAAGAUUGGCCUGGGGCUGGAGAGACAGCUCAGUGCUUAAGAGCACUUCUUAUCCUCACAGAGCCCAAACCUAACUGUUUAGCAGCUCACAACUACCCAACAGCCCACCACCGUUACCUCCCAGAGAGCCUGCUCACACAUCACCUGCAUUCAUGCAUACAAGUUAAAAGAAAUUGCCCUGGCUUUUUUUUUUUCUUGGUUCUUUGUAUCCCAUUUAGUUUUAGAAGUAGCAUGCCAAUUUACGUUAAAAACAAAUGUGGUAAACUUUUAAUCCUUGGGAUCUGCAAGCCAUUUUUCAGAGAAUUAUAUAUUGAAGUUUAUCAUCUUUGAGCAGGGUGUGUUCCUCCACUUGUCUAAUAGCUUUUGUUUUUCUGUGUAGAGGCCUUACCCAUACUGUGUUAAAUGAAGUCCUUGGUGGUGGCUAUAAUAUCAAUAAACAACAGUGGUCUAUUUUUUAAAAAGUCACUCUUUAAUUAAAUUUUUAAAAAUGUUUUUACAUGGUUUAUUGUUUACACAUAAGGAUACAAUUUACUUUGUGUGUUGACUGUGCAGCCAAUGUCCUUUCUAAAUUGUUACUGGUUCUAGGUUCUGUUCAUAGAUUCUUUUGGAUUUGGCUCACAUAACUGUGUCAUCUACAAAUAACGGUUGCUUUCUUUCUUUCCAAUCUGUAUUAGUUUCCUUCCCUUCUUAUACAGGCUGUCCUGGCGCCAUGCCAACCAGAAUAGAUGGUGGCAGGUGGUAUGGCACCCUGGUUUCACUGCCAGCCCUGAGGAUAUCUCUCUGGACUUUAGGCUAAAUCGGGUGGAACGGUGGUUAGGGAUAUUCUCUGCUAUUGAGAAAGUUGCCUUUUGGCCCUAAGUUAAGGUUAAAAUUAGGUUUGUUUGUUUUUUUGUUUGUUUGUUUGUUUGAGUUAAGGUUUUUUGCUGGGUCUGGGUUUGGUUUUGUUUGGGCAUUUCUUUUGUUGCUCUGGGGAAUCAAAGUCCAGAGCCUCAUGCAAAGCAGGCAAAUGCUCCACACUGGACUAUGUCCCCAGCCUCAUGUUUCUUAAAAUAAUAGAGAAGUAGAGUUGGGAAUGUGGCUCAGAGGUGCUUGCCUCGAAAACACUGAACUCUGGAUUUGGACCUCAGCUCCAGAAAUAAUAAUAAUAACAAUAAUAAUCAACUCAGCUGGAGAGGUGGCCCAGUGGUUAAAGAACACUUCUUGCUUUGAAGAGGACCAGAGCAAUUUCUAGCAGCCAUGCCAGGGAAACCACUUGUAACUCCAGCUCCAGGGGAUCCUGACUGUAGAGAGGCACAGUCACAUAAUUUCUCUAUUUUAUUUUGUUGAUCUUCAUCCUUAUUCUUUAGGAAAAUGUAUUACAUUUAUUUAGUGUGUGUGCACGUGCGUGUGUGUGUGUGUGUGUGUGUGUGUGUGCACCAUGCACAUGCAUGUACACCAUCGCAUGCGUGUGAUGUCAGAGGACACCUUGCAGGAGAAUGCCACAGGUCUGAAUUACCAAAUCAGAAAAAUAAUAGAAAAAAUCCCUUACAGUGUUUUAAGUAGGUUUAUAGUUUCGUAUUGGGUCCUGUUCAUUGCUGUCUUGCGGUUUAUGCAGGUUAUGGGCAUGGCUUGGGCAUGCCUGAUAACACGAGACUUAGACAUAAAAUAGUCAGUGUGGAUACUCUGGGUUUUACUCACUUCCCCCUGUACAGCACUGGCCAAUCUGUUUCUUCCUUCCAGUUGUGGGGGCCGCCACACAGGAGGGUGUGUCUGAGGCCGGUUCUGAGGACUAUACCUUCUCCCUGCCAUCAGGCUACGUGCUCAGCCCGUCUGAGACGGCACCUCCCUUCUUUGGCGGAAUGCAUGCUCUCGAUGGUGUCCCCUUCAAGGUGCCCAAGGGUUUUGUGAUGGAUACAGAGCCCCAGCCUGCGCCCGAACUCAGUGUCCGGGACUGUAGAGAACUUCUGCUGGGCUCCAUGUACGACUUCAGCCUGGAAAGGAAGGCUCUCUUCUGGGUGGAAGCAGCCCUCCGAGGACCUUUCCCCCACCAGGGCAGUGACGGGGGGGUUGCAUCAGCCCCUCCGGCCUGGUUGUUACUGGUCAAUCCAAACUACCAUCUGGGACCUACACCUGCUGAAGUCAGAGACCCAGAGGUUGGACUCCAAGAACCUCCCCAGGAGGAGGAAGAAGAAAUUGGUGAGAAGGGGCACGAGGCAGGUGCUUCCUCCGCCAGCGCCAGCGAGGAGGAGGUGGACUCCAGCAACGCUCCGCUCGGCUCCCCCACAAGCCACCGCCGCUGCUCCCUGGACGUGCUCCGACACAUGCGGUCUGGGCUGGCUGGUGCCGGGCGGCGGCUCUCGGAGAGCAAGCUGGCCGCCUGUCCGCGAGCGCUGCUGCACCGCUUCCGUGACCACCACACGCCGAGCCUGCACGCCAGCCUGGCGCCGGCCCCUGGCCCAGCGCCGCAGCCCCCCGACGUCCCCGAGCUGCCCCCACGGCCCUCCACCGCCGGCGCCAUGCCUCCGCUAAGGAGCCACAAGCCCAUGGUCGCUUCCCUCAGCCGGUACACCUGCCUACCACCUCUUAGGGAGACACCCCAGCCCCUCAUCUCCUGUAGAGUGCACCCUGAUCCAGCAACUGACCUGCUGUCUGCCCUGACCAAAGAGGAGCAAGACCUCAUCGGGCCAGUGGUCGCCUUGGGCUAUCCCCUGGGAAGGGCCAUUGUGGCUCUGCAGAAGACAGGAAGGCAGAGUCUGGGUCAGUUUCUCAGCUACCUCAGUGCCUGUGAAAGGCUGCUGCGGCAGGGCUACGAUGAGGCUCUGGUGGAUGAGGCCAUGGAAAUGUUCCAGUUCUCCGAGCAUCAGGCAGGCGAGUUCCUGCGCCUCUGGCAGCAGUUCAGUGACAUGGGCUUCCAGCAAGACCGGAUCAAGGAGGUGCUGCUGGUCCACGGCAAUCAGCGUGAACAAGCCCUGGAGGAGCUGGUAGCCUGUGCCCAGUGACAAGCUGGGAUGCUCCGUGAUACCUGGCUGGCCAGUGAAGUACAUGCCUGCCACCCAUUUUAGCCGUAUUACUAAAACCCAAUGCUGAGUGGUGGUGGCACACGCCUUUAGUCCCAGCACUAGGGAGGCAGAGGCAGGCAAAUCUCUGAGUUCAAGGUCAUCCGGAUCUACAGAAUUCCAGGACAGCCAGGGGCUACAGAGAAAAACCUUGUCUUGAAAAGCCAAAAGUAAUAAUCAUAAUGAAAUAAAUAAAACCUAAUGUAGUGCUUGUUUUUAAA
This is a messenger RNA of Meriones unguiculatus (Mongolian gerbil), 9369 nucleotides long. It is a transcript of the gene Ubap1l, whose product is annotated as ubiquitin associated protein 1 like. Gene Ontology annotation, biological process: ubiquitin-dependent protein catabolic process via the multivesicular body sorting pathway. Bases 7952 to 9091 code for a protein of 379 amino acids. Lineage: Eukaryota; Metazoa; Chordata; Mammalia; Rodentia; Muridae. The transcript is spliced from 5 exons. Gene Ontology annotation, molecular function: ubiquitin binding. Gene Ontology annotation, cellular component: ESCRT I complex. The record is from RefSeq and is a predicted model, not a curated record.